Molecule: messenger RNA, 1411 nt
Organism: Dromaius novaehollandiae (emu)
Lineage: Eukaryota; Metazoa; Chordata; Aves; Casuariiformes; Dromaiidae
Product: homeobox protein HMX1
Exons: 2
Coding region: 504-1331 (275 amino acids)
Biological process (GO): negative regulation of DNA-templated transcription; regulation of transcription by RNA polymerase II
Cellular component (GO): nucleus
Molecular function (GO): DNA-binding transcription factor activity, RNA polymerase II-specific; RNA polymerase II transcription regulatory region sequence-specific DNA binding
Source: RefSeq, a predicted model, not a curated record
ACGCACACGCACACGCGCGCUCACCGCGCACACACACACCGCGCACACGCAGCCCGGCGCGACCCCGGCCCUCCCGGCUCCGCGCACGCCGGCGCCCCGCUCUCCCCUGCGGAGCUCCCAUUUGCCGCGCCGCUCCGCCCAUCGGCGCGUUUCCCCUCGCUUGUAAAGCGUUUAACUCGCGUGACAUUUUUAUUUCGUUAUUAUCGUUUUCGCGCAGAAUCUGGCGCCUCCGAUGGGUUGCCGGGCUGCUGCUUUUUUUUUUUCCCCCCUCUCCAUUCCCUUCCCCUCCGCCCCCUCCCCCCUCCCCUCCUAGCUUGCAGGAAAUGAUGGCAAACCGCGAUCUGAAAUGAUUACUCCGGAAAAAAACCCUUUUAUACCAGGAGAGCAUCCGCGGGGCUAGGCAGAGCCGGGAGGCGGCGGCGGGGCAGCGGCGGCCGCGGAGCCGAGGAGCCAGCCGCGGAGGAGCCGGCACCCCCGCUCCCCCCCCGGGGGGUCUCGCCACGAUGCCGGACGAAGCCACGGAGAGCGCCAGCUCCACCUCCGCCCGCGUCUCGUCCUUCUUCAUCGAGGACCUGCUGGGCCCGGCGGGCGCGGCGGGCGGCGGGCGGCGGGCAGCGGGCGGGGGCGGCCGCGGGGCGCCGCGCUGCGGGCCGCGCUCCCCGCUGCGCCUCGGCGCCCCGGGCUGCCCCCUCCGCGACGCCGCCGUCGGCUGGUACCGCCGAGCGCACGCCGCCUUCCUGGGCUGCGCCAGCCCCGACACCAGCGACCGCGACUCGCCCGAGCCGGCCGAGGAGGCGGCGGCGGCGCGGGCGGGCGGCGGCGGGCGGGCGGCGGCGGCGCGGGGCCCCGCGGGCGGGCGGCCGGGCCCCGGCGGCCGCGAGGAGGAGGAGGAGCGCGGCGAGGAGCCGGAGCAGCGCGCCGCCGGCCGCAAGAAGAAGACGCGCACCGUGUUCAGCCGCAGCCAGGUCUUCCAGCUGGAGUCCACCUUCGACGUGAAGCGCUACCUGAGCAGCUCGGAGCGCGCCGGCCUGGCCGCCUCGCUGCACCUCACCGAGACCCAGGUGAAGAUCUGGUUCCAGAACCGCCGCAACAAGUGGAAAAGGCAGCUGGCCGCCGACCUGGAGGCCGCCAGCAUCUCCCACUCGGCCCAGAGGAUAGUGCGGGUCCCCAUCCUCUACCACGAGAACUCGCCGGCGAGCGCGCUGGGCUUCGCCUUGCCCCACAUGUCGCCCCCCUUGGUGGGCUUCUCCAACGCCGUCAGCUACCCCCUGGGCACCUUCCCCGCCGCCUCCCUGCCCUUCCUGCGCUCCCAGAUGACAGGACUCGUCUGAGCGCCCGCCCGCGCCGGGACCGCGGUCCCCUCGCUGCCUCGCCGGGCGUCCAGCUCUGCCCCCUCCCUCCCCAGACUUUU